GAAAGAAGAGAGUAUAUAACUAUCCAUUUUUUAUACUCCUCGAAACCCACAACUUCCCCACUUCACUAGUUCACUCCACCCUCUACUCUGCACACCCAUUAACUCUCCUUCAUUUUCUCUCUCCUCUUGCUCCUGCUCUUUCUCUUUCUAGAAAUGGCAAAGAAGGUGACCAAUUUCUCUGAUCUGAUCCAAAGAGUAACAGCUUCUUGUUUACUCCACCCUUUAGGAAGCAACAGAUUUCAUAACCAAGUUGAUAUGACCCCAGAUCGAUUCUUACACCCCUCAAAAAACCAAUUAAAAUCAAAGCUCUCAAACCCAGAAAAUUACGACGAUGAAGAUGAACAAUGCUACAAUAAUAACAACAAUUCCUCUUCUACCGAUGAAGAAGAAGAAAGCGGGGAAAUCUUUGAAGAUGCAAGAGAAACAGAGGAAGAAUUACAGAGUAAAAGGUACAAUAAUGCUGCAAUUUGGGGAAGAGAGGAGAGAGAAAAUGAUGUUUGGAUGAUAAUGGGGCAAGUGUUUGACUCAAUUUCAUCGAUGAAAAAGGCGUAUGCCAAGUUACAAGAGGCGCAUAGUCCGUGGGACCCGGAGAAAAUGAGGGUGGCGGAUGCGGAGGUGGUGGCGGAGCUCCGGCGAAUGGGGGUGUUGAGAGAGAGGUUUAAAAGAGGCGGAGAUAAAAGGAAUGUGGUUGCGAGAGCGGCGGAGACGGUGAGUGAAGUUGUGGCGCCGUAUGAGGCGGCGAUGGCGGAGUUGAACAAAGAGGUGAAAGCAAAAGAGGUGGAGUUGGAGGAGUUGAGACAAAAGGUGAGUUGUUUGAGUGUUGUUGUGAGUAGUGGAAGUGGUAAUGGUAAAAAAAAUGGGAGGUCUAAUUUGUCUAGUAGAAAGAAAGGUGGUGGUAACUUCAUUCUACAACAUCAAGUUCCAACUUCCCCUACACCAGACAUGUUUGAAGUAACAUUGAAGCAAGUGAGAGAUUCCUCAAAAUCUUUCACGUCUUACCUUCUGUCUCUCAUGCGCUCUGCUCACUGGGACCUCUCAGCUGCUGUCCGAUCCAUUGAAGCCGCUAUCUCCACCACUGGAUCAACCGCCAUUACAAGUACCAACCCUCAUCAACAUCAAACUAAAUAUGCCCUUGAAUCCUAUGUCCUCCGCAAGAUCUUCCAAGGCUUUGAUCAUGAAACUUUCUACAUGGACGGCACCCUUUUCUCUCUUCUAAACCCUUCCCAGUUCCGGACUGAAUGCUUCUCCAAGUUUCGAGAUAUGAAAGCAAUGGACCCUUCGGAGCUGCUUGGUAUCUUGCCUAGUUCUCCGUUUGGGGUUUUUUGUAGUAAGAAGUACCAAGAUAUAGUUCAUCCCAAGAUGGAAGAAUCCCUAUUUGCCAAUUUGGACCUGAGGAACCAACUUCUGAAUGGAACCCAUCCGAGAACCCCGUUUUACACUGAGUUCCUUGGGUUAGCCAAGGCAGUUUGGUUGCUCCAUUUGCUUGCAUUUUCACUUGACCCGCCUCCAAGCCACUUUGAGGCAAGUCGAGGGGCUGAAUUUCACCCGGCUUACAUGGAGAGCGUAGUGAGGUAUCCUGGAGGAAAAGUCCCGCCAGGUCAGGUUGUCGGGUUCCCAGUAAGCCCUGGAUUUAAGUUGGGCAAUGGUUCUGUAGUCAAAGCUCGGGUUUAUCUUGUGCCCAAGAAGUGAAUAGUUGAUGGGAUUUGGGAUGUGUGUUGUAACUAUAGAUUAGUUAGCCUGUAAAAUAUGGUAGGACUGAUUCUGAAGGAAUCCUGUUUAUUUUUUUCAGCUGUAACUGAGUGGAAUUUUGGUUCAUCACUUUAUCAGAAGAAUAAGAGUUGAUUUUCUGCCA
Chenopodium quinoa (quinoa) is the source of this 1852-nucleotide messenger RNA. Its product is annotated as protein GRAVITROPIC IN THE LIGHT 1-like. Lineage: Eukaryota; Viridiplantae; Streptophyta; Magnoliopsida; Caryophyllales; Amaranthaceae. The transcript is spliced from 2 exons. The record is from RefSeq and is a predicted model, not a curated record. Bases 154 to 1689 code for a protein of 511 amino acids. Gene Ontology annotation, biological process: response to red or far red light; negative gravitropism.